Messenger RNA from Hymenoscyphus albidus, 924 nucleotides. The record is from the annotation of a GenBank genome assembly. NCBI's taxonomy places the organism in Eukaryota, Fungi, Ascomycota, Leotiomycetes, Helotiales, Helotiaceae.
CAAGCAAGGCUGGAAGCUCAAGUUGUUGUAUCAAUAAAAACGACAACGACACCAUGGCCGACGCAGCAAAGAUCCAGUAUGAAUUCGCAACUCCACUUCUAGUUAAGACGAUCAAUGCUAACUUUCGCGCAGAGAACUUCUCUCCAAGCCUCGUGCUGAACUUACGUGCGUCGCGCUUCCCCUCCACCCCGCGCAUCAGGUUGCCCCAUACUAACGCUUCUGAUAGCGAGUUCGAGAUUGCUCAACUCGAAGAGCAUGAGUUCACCUCCGGUCCUCUAUCUAUUCUUCAGACGGCUGUUCGUUCGCAUGCCCAGGUCCUAAUAUCCUGCCGAAACAAUCGCAAAUUGCUUGCGCGUGUCAAGGCCUUUGACAGACAUUGCAAUAUGGUCUUGGAGAAUGUGAAGGAAAUGUGGACAGAGACACCAAGAAAUAGCGCUGGAAAGAAGGGAAGACCUGUGAACAAGGAUCGAUUUAUUAGCAAGAUGUGAGUUUGGAUUCUCUUGGCGGAAUUGGCGGUGUCUGCAUUGCCUUGAAACAGCCACUGGGUCAAGUCUUAUUGAGGACUCCAGAAAAGAUGCUAAUACUUUGCACUGUAGGUUUCUGCGUGGUGAUUCAGUUAUUCUCGUUCUGUUGAGUUGAGAGAAUUACAUUGGGAAUUUCGGCGGGAUUAUGACAAUUUUAACAGAGCGGCUCUAUGGGAAUACAAUGGCGUUGAAGAUAAAAGUCAAUGAAGAUACCAUCUUGUCACUACAUCUCGGCAAUCAUCUGGAUAUGGCGUGCCAGGCGUCCAGUCGAACAGAAUCCGAGGGCCUAUGUGAUGGGCUGUUUUCUAUGCUAACGAUGGACAAAUAAUGUAACCAAUUGCAUACCACUUUGACAGUUUAACAAGGAGAAGCGGAUAGUUAUUAUAUGUUGCCUAUCUCU